Chinchilla lanigera (long-tailed chinchilla) is the source of this 2931-nucleotide messenger RNA. RefSeq names its product glutamate-rich 5 (gene Erich5). The record is from RefSeq and is a predicted model, not a curated record. The coding region runs from base 291 to 1520 and encodes 409 amino acids. Lineage: Eukaryota; Metazoa; Chordata; Mammalia; Rodentia; Chinchillidae. The transcript has 3 exons.
GGACCCGAAGGGGCCCUCUCAGCCUCGCCCUCUCGUGCCCUCUCCCGUCCCUGCUUGGCGCGCCGCUGUGCCUUUUCCGCCCCUCCACCUUCUCCCACCUGGGCCCUCGGGUCCACCUGUCCGUGCGCUCCCCGCCCGCCCCCACCCUUGCCCGCCCCUGCGCCCUGAGCCCCCGGGAGCCGGGCCGCCGCAGAGGCAGGGAAACUUCUGCGGCUUCGGGCGCGGUACGCGGGGACCCAGGCUCCGGCCGGCGCCCGCUCGGGGCUGGGACCGGCGGCUGCGCGCCCACGAUGGGCUGCUCCAGCAGCGCCCUCGGCAAGGCUGGCGACGGCAGCAGGUUCCGCAGCGCAAAUUCAAAUGAAUGCUUUUCUGCUACAGAAGAAAGCGAGUCCUGUACCGCUCAACCCAAGUCGUGUUCGGGGGGCAGAGAAUCUGCGUUCUGUGGCAACAUGCAGAGGGGGAACCUCGCCCCAUCAGAGAAGCCCAAGGCAUCGGUGAUGCCCACAGCUAACGGGAUCAGAUCCUGCGGUUCACAGCCCCUGGCGAAGGAUGAAGCACCUGCAAAGGGUGCUGGAGACCAGUCAGGACCUACAGAGAAGGCCCAGCCUCCAGAAGGACCGGAGGAAUCGGAGCCACGUCAGCCGGGUGGCAAAGACGAUACCGCAGGAACAGAAGAAACGGUGAAGGACGUGGACGCAGUGCUGGAGGUUCAGGCUUUAAAGGAAAAUGCCGAGGCGGAACCUGCGGGGACAGCAGGAGCGAGGGACUCCCUGGGAGCAGGGGAAGGUCCAGAGAAUCCACAAGCGCAAACUAUGGGCCUGAUGAAACCCGUAGGGACAGGGGAAACCGGCGCACCUCUGGAAACAGCUGGAGAGCUACAAUGUCAGGAAGCAGCGGGAGAAGAGGAGCAGCCCCUGCUGCUAGACACGGCCCCCAAGGACAGCGGAUCUCCACCAGCACUGGAAGGACAUCAGUGGGCGGAGACCGUUGCAGAGCAGCAACUUCAAGAAGCAAUGGGGAAAGAAGAGCAGGCGCAGCCCCAGCUUCCAGAAACAAUUCCCAGAGAGAAUGGGCCGCCAGAGAUACCGGAAGGAAGCCGGUUUGUGGAAACUGCUGAAGAGCCACAGCUUCAAGAAACGUUAGGAAAGGAUGCGCAGCCUCGGCCUGCACAGGUAAUUCCCAAAGAGGACGGGACACCAGAAAGACAGCACAAAAGUCAGCCUGUGCUGACUCCAGUAAUGAGUGACCCAGUCCACACAACUCCUCACGAUCCCGGAAUCCCGAAGCAGGUUCAACCUGACGGAAUCGUAGGAGGCAAGGAGCGUCCAGCAGGAAUCGCGGAGACGGCAGCGGAUGUGGAAGUGGACAGGGAAAGUCCCACUGCGGAAGAGGAGCCACGCGCUGAAGGUGAGACGGGAGAACAGGUGGAAACAGAGAUGGAGAAUGAGAAAGUAAGUGAAGAAGCCGAAACGAAAGAAGAAGAAACAGGAGAAGCCGUGGAUCUUUCGGCAGCCACCUAGACUGGGGUGGGGACUGGAGGGAGGGCAGACACAGUGUGGUAUGCAGGGAAGAGAGAAAAAUGGUGGUGCCCCCGCGGCUGCGGAUCUUAUCUGCUACGGCUGCAUGUUUUAUACAGAAAGUGAGAUAAUAGAUAGACUGUUGGAGCCCUGCUCUUGAUUGUAUUUUUGUAUAAAACUGCUCAGCUGGAAGGUUUUCUUAGCUACUUAGGAUAAUUAUGCAUUUAAAAUGACAAUAGACAGAGCCAGUGAAAACCAGGGUAUAGGAUUGUUUAUAAAUGUGCGAGUGACUUCGGUGGUUGCGGCAAUGGGUCCUUUCAGGAUAAAAAAUGAGACACCACAAAGAAAGCAUAAACUUACAGGCACAGGUGGCUGGAGAACGCAGUUAGCACAUUUUAAAGAAGUCAUCAUAAUAGUUACACGGUAUGAUUACAAGGGGACAAGAAUGAAUACCAAAAACCAUGGGAUGAAUUACAUGUAUUUCUGUCCUGCCCUAGGAACUAGAGCUGGUACGAACCUUGGGAAGUAGUUCAUCUAAUUACCUCCUUAUCCAAAGUUUCCCGCUGCCACAGACCCCUUGCAUCACAGUAUACUAAAUACGUUAACAGAUGCUUUCCAAAGGGACGCAGACUAUGGUGCUGGUCCAAGAUGAAGCACUUUUACAGCGAAAGGCUCCAUUUUCCAAGUGCCAUUUUGAAUCAGCUGGUCAUUUACUUACGUGCGGUUCAGCUGGUGUUAUCCUCUUGACUAGCAUGAAAAGCAUUUUGAGCUAACUGACUUCGAUGUAUUUCAGAGGCAACAAACAGCAAGAAUUAAGUCCUAGUUUUAUUGCCUAUGAGGAGUCUUCCUGGGUCCUAUUCAUUUUUUUAGAUGACUAUUAUUCAAUAUUAGGUUUUAGAAGUGGAAAGGAGGUAAGACAUCAAAAUUUUAAAAGCAUUUAUGAUUUCAUUCAUGUUAAAAUGAUGUACCACAGAAAGUCACCUUUCAAGAAUUCUUUCGAAAUUGGCAAGGGGUUUUGGUAAAUAACUGUGAAUAAAUGACACAGUCAGUGUGCCCACUGUUAAGUGCCUGGUGUUUAUGAAUAUCACAGUAGAAUUCUAAAAAUAUUUGGUUUUUUUAUGGUAUUUGUAAAUACAUGUUUUCAGAGGUAACUGCCCAAAUGAAUUAACUAGACUUUUUUACUUUAGAUUCUACAUUAAAAUGACUUACUAAGAUGAUUUGUAAUUAAUCAUAGGAUUAUAGGAUAUAGGAAGAGUAUAUCAGCUUUGUUCUGUUUUUGAUAUUAGUUUAUGCCUUUGGCUUUAAAGUGUUCAGGUAAACAAAAGGAGUUCCUAGAAUUGAGUGUGGUGGUGCACACCUGUAAUCCCAGCACUCAGGAAGCUGAGGCAGGAGGAUUGCCUGGAGUUUGAGGCCA